AUGCCUUCUCAUACACACACAGCCAUUUUGGCCCUGGCACUAUCGAGUGCUUCGCUAUUUGCCUCCCCGGUUGGAGCUCGCCCUGUUGAGUUACAGGCUAGGGCUCCCGCAACUGAAGAGCAGUCUGCUGGGCUUUUGGCCCUUGGAGGCGGCUGCCCUCAAAAGAGAGAUGUUGAAGCCACUGAUCAGAUUUCCGGCGGAGGCUGCGAUGACGACGACGAUGGCUCCGGCAGUUCUGAUGCGAUGAUGGCUCUGGAGACAACAACGGUUCUGGGGGGCAAUGGCUCUGGAACCAAUAAUGGUUCUGGAAGUAACGGCUCUGGAAGCAACGGCUCUGGAAGUAACGGCUCUGGAAACAAUGAUGGUUCUGGAAGCAACGGCUCUGGAAGCAACGGCUCUGGAAGCAACGGCUCUGGAAGCAACGGCUCUGGAAGCAACGGCUCUGGAAGCAACGGCUCUGGAAGCAACGGCUCUGGAAACAAUGAUGGUUCUGGAAGCAACGGCUCUGGAAGUAACGGCUCUGGAAGCAACAACGGCUCCGGAGGCAGCGGAGGCAGUGGAAGCAGCAAUGGCUCUGGUGGCAGUGGAAGCAGCGGCAGCAACAACAACGAUAGCAAGAGUUCUUCUUCAUCAUCUUCUUCUUCGAAAGGUAAGAAGCCCAACGAAAUCGAUACCGACAGCAGCAGCGGCGACAACAAUGGAAGCACCAACACCGGCAGCGGCUCCAGCAUCUAUGUCAGCGAAACAAGCAGCAACAACAACAGCUCCACCACAAACAAAGACGAUGACAAGGAUGAUGACAAAGAUAAAGAUGGUGAUAGCAAAAGUUCAGACCCUGUGAGCUCGUUGCUCUCGAGUGUUUCGGGCUUGCUGGGUGGGCUUCUCGGACGCUAG
Messenger RNA from Aspergillus tubingensis, 894 nucleotides. RefSeq lists its product as uncharacterized. Bases 1 to 894 code for a protein of 297 amino acids. Lineage: Eukaryota; Fungi; Ascomycota; Eurotiomycetes; Eurotiales; Aspergillaceae. The transcript is spliced from 4 exons. The record is from RefSeq and is a predicted model, not a curated record.